GUUAGCACAUGUAUUACAUCUUGGAAAACAUUAUUACUGAUUUUACAAAAAAUUCACAACUAAAAGAGUAGACAUGCAAAUCACAAAACAUACCACAAACAAAACUAUUAUAGAUCAUUCCUCUACAAAGACAAGCUUGGACUCCACUUGAUAUGGAAGAAAACUUCGUCAGAAGACUUCCAGGAUGUCCAUACGACUUCCACGAAGUCCAGACGACUUUCAAGAAGUGAUAAUCAACUACUUGCAAUAUUGAUAAAUAACUAUACGGAUAAUUGAUUCUACAAUGAAGCUCUCUCUGAAACACUUAAUUGAUAUGUGGUUUUUGCAUGUAUGACAUCGUUGAUGGACAUGCAUGUAUGACAUUGUUGAUGGACACGAUCUCUUUGUAAAGGUUGACCACAACGAAUGAUUCCGAUAAGCUUUAUAUUAUAUAGUCUGCAAAAAAUUGCAUAGUUUGAAAUUCAGAUUCAAUAUUAAAGUGUAAAAACUUUUAAAUUCUAAUCACUACAAUACAGUAAUGCCACCAGAUCAUAGUGUAUUAUGAUACCACUGCAAGAAAUUGUGUUUUUAGUUCGAACUAAUUUAACAUUCAAUUCAAAAGAAAAAGAAAAAAAAAACACAUUGCUGUAAGAGAUAAAAUAAAAAAUGUGUAAAAUUUAUGUAUCUAAGGAAAUGUGUAUCAUUAACUUCUACAGUAUUCAUGUACUUGCAUUGGUAUCAUAGUACACUCCGUGUGGGGGCAAGAGAGACGAUUCCAAUAUGCCGCCCGAUUCCAAUAUACAUUGACAUUUCAGCUUUUACAAACACUUUUCUUAUCUUCAAUUUUAUCUUCAAAGGUUUAUAUAUUUAUAAAUCCACUAAAAUCUAACACUACUAAAAGCAAAAUAAGCAGAGCAUACAGGAUGCCACGUAGGAUUUUUUAUUUGGCCAAUCAGGUUCAUUUUUUAAAACACGUCAGACUCGGUUUUUUCUUUUGCCCGAAGUCGAGUAAGAGAUUUCGUGGGCUUGCUGCUUUCUCUUUGGGAGGCUUACCGAUCUCGCUUUGGGCUUUAAGGGAUUGCGAUUCGGGCUUCGGUGUGAUUCUUCUGUAUCGCGAGAAGAAUCAUUUAGAUGAGCCGACAUCUACAGGUGACGCUUCUCCUCACCAUUAUCGCUUCGGUUUCUCCGAUCAAAAAGAGAACCGUAGACUCCAUUGAUUCAAUCCUAAGCUAUCAAUAGUUUCGUUUCGAUCAAUCAAUACCCCUUCAUUAUGUUUUCGUUUCACCUCCCUCUUUUCCUCCUCUUAUAUAAUUGAUCUUUCUUCUCCGUAGAAUGCAAAACCCUAGAAAAACUCAGAUCUUAAGAUAUGGCGAUGAAACGAAAUGGAAAGUCUCCUGCUUCUUCCGGCUCUGACGAAAAAGUGAUGUUCUUCAGAGAUGUCUCUCUAGGUCCUCAUGAAACCCGUCUGCGCUUUCGACUCAUCCAUUUCUGGGAGGCUCAGAACCCGGUGAAGAAGACCCUUAUUGGCCUGGAGAUGCUUCUCAUCGACGAGCAGGGAACUGUUAUUCAAGGAUUCAUCCCACCAGGACGUAUUAAGAAAUACUUGCCUGAGAUGAAGCGAGGUUCAGUUUACGAACUCAUCAACUUCUACGGAUCGAAGAACAAACCGAUGUACCGGGUUGCUGAUCAUAUCGCAACCGUGUCCUUCGCAUGGAACCCUGAGUUGUCGGUUCUUCACGACAUUCCAAUCCCUUUUGAUGAAGACCGUUUCAGGAUGCAUUCGUAUGAGGAUUUUGAGGCCAACUGUGAUCUGAAAGGUGACCUCUACGAUGUUCUUGGCCACAUGAAGCUGGUCGAUGGACAGAGUCUUACCGAGCGUCCCACUAUUGAUGAAGCGAAGGUUGCUACAACUCGGCACAUCAUGAUUCAUGUGCAAUCACAUGAAGGACCUGUCAUGAAGCUCUACCUCUGGGACCAGACAGCAACGGAUUUCUGCAAGAAGUUUAAGUCCUAUGAAAACACUCCCACAGUUCUUUUGGCCACAGCCGUUAACACUAAACGUCUCGGAGGUACCCUGGCACUGAGUUCUAUGUCUCCCACACGGGUUUUCAUGGACAAUGAUGUCCAACCAACAAUUGAUUACCUAGCCUGGCUCUCCUCAAACCCAGAGAUUGCUAAGCAGGUUAGUGCAGAGGUGGUCACUAAGCGGGAGACGAUGACUAUAUCUGACAUAUUCUCUUACAUGACGAUGGAAUCUGCAAAGGAUGCCUUUUUUGAGUGCACUGCUACUAUUGAUGAUGUGGUUCAUGGAUCUGCUUGGUACUAUAUUGCAUGCACUGGGUGUCAUAGUAAGGCUACCAAAGGCGCAAACUCAUUGAUUUGCACGAACCCAAGAUGUGUGAAGGAUACCACAGCUGGAGUUGCACAGUACCGUGCAAAGAUUUCGGUUUAUGACAGCACUGAACAAGGAUUUUUUGUCCUGCUUGGUGAUGCUGGUUUUCAAUUGACUGGGAGGCACGCAUCUGAGUUGGUCAGCAGCUACUUUGAGGCCAAUAAAGACAAAGGCCCUGACCAUGAAGUGCCUGUCCCGGAAGCUCUGAUCAGCAUAAUCGGACAGACCCAUAAGUUUUGUGUGAAAGUUACAGACCACAACUUCUCUGGCAACACCCGAGCUAUCACUGUCACCAAGAUCCUCCCUCCAGAGACACCAUCACCCACAGAAGGCUCUCUUGGAAACGCCAUUGCUGCAACGUCCAUGGAAGCAGUGCAGACUGGAAGUGAUAUGUGUGAGCCUUCAAAAAGCCGUGGAGAUUCUGCAGAUGAAGAGAGUAAGAGAACGUUUGACAGUGCUGAUCCAGAGAAAGUCAAACGGGCAAGAUGUGAGAAAUGAUGAUUCAGUUCGAUGAUGCUUAAGUCUUUGCAUUGAACUUCAAGUAUUAUGUUGGUUUUUGAACUUUUGCUUCAGUUUAAGUACUAUUUUGGUUUUAACAAGACUUUGCUUUGUUUCAUUUCAGACCUUGGCUUUUAAUCAAUUGAACUAUCCUUCCUAUAUAGUUUUCUCAGAUCAAUUGUUAUCAUGAUUUAAAUUCGUUUACAUAACCCAACUAAUUUAGCCUCAUAAAUAUUUCGCUAGAAUUGCUUAUUUCCAUAUCCUAUAUACUAUUUGAACUCCACGUAGCCGUCACACACGCACAUCGCACAGCAGGAAGAUCUUAGACUAUGUUACAUUUUUGAAACUUCUUAAAAUCCCAUAUUCCAUAUGAUCCUAUAUUUAUGUUAAAAUCUCAUCUAAAUAGGAAAGUAAUAAAUUCAUUCAACCAGUAAUUAUAAUCUUUGACUAUAACCUUUCAAAGGGAAUGAAAAAAGGAAAAGUAAAUCAAACUCUUCCAAAACCCUUAUUCUCCUGCGUUAGAAAGAAGAAGACUUGAGAAAGACCAAGACUUCAUCUGGUUCUUCUACACUUCCAAGCAGCAUUCUUCUGGAAUAAGUUGGUGGUGCGGAUCUCUGUUUUAGCGGUAUGGAUAGCCUCCCCAAUAACCAGCACAUUGAAGUGCCAGGUAAAUACCAAAUCUCCUGCAUGUUUCUCUCAAAUAAAGAAAAUUAGAUGCAUCCAGUAUCGUUAUUAUCUUUUGGGUUAUAAUUAUUUUGUACCAAAGAGUAUGAACAUUCAAACCAUAUUUAACCACAAAUUGGUUUGGGUGGCAAUUCUACUCAUUCAGCAUAGAAAGUUGGAAACCUACAUUAUAAUUCAAAUUUUUUUAUAUAAGAACUACCCAGAAACGUCACAUUAUUUAUAUUAUUUAAGUUUUAUACACGUUUUUGAGAGACUAAAUAACACCAUGUCAUUCUUAUAAUUAUUUAAGUUCUUGAUUACGUUGGAAUUAUUCCUUAUGAAUAUAAGGGACAAUUUUAUAGUCAAUGAUAUAUAGUGGCUAUAUAAAUUACGUUACAUAAAAAACCAGUAAAUUGUAUGCUAAGUGUCUUUGUUUAGACAGACAAUCUUUAAUUACUUAGACAUCUAUAACCAUAUACUUAACUAUCACGAACGUUAGUUUCAUUUUUUCAUAAAUAUAAUAUAUAUAUAUAUAUUAGUUUCUAAGUCUUCACAACAGUAUGUCUCGAGUUUUUUAACUCGAGUUUACGGAAUUGAAAAUUAUAUAUUUAUUUAACUUACAUCAGAAAUAAUAUAUAUAUACGGUAUUUUUUAAUUUAUUCAUUCAGGAUUUUUUUUUUGAAUAUUGUUGUCUUACCGUUGUAUUCAACAACUUUUAUAGAUUGUUUUUUUUUGUAAAUUUUCCGUUUUAUAUAGUUUAUAGCUAAUCUAAACCCAGUGAACAUAAAAAAAUGAAAUUAAUACUUAAAAACUUCCGCUAACAUAGAAACUUCAACGAAACUGAAACACUUUGGAAUAAAAAACUCAUAAAAUUAACAUUCAGUAAUAAAUGCUCAUUCACACCAACGUUAAAAGACAAAAAAUCAUAUAUUUAAACUCACUCUAUUUACCACAUUUCGACAAAGGAUUAACGAUCAUCAAAACUGAAGAUCCACACCAGCUGAAAGUGAAGAACAUAGUCUACAAAGAAAUAUUCAGAGGCUUUCAUCCCGAUACAGGUAAUUUAAAUAAAUAAUUUUUUCCUCCCAUUUUUUCAGAAAUCUGAUAAAAUAUUAUAUUCACAGAUUAACUAUCUCGAAAAUAUCGACCAAGCGAUGAUACAAGCCAAUAAAGAAGGGACUUACACAUAGGUUUACCCCACCUAAGCCAGGUACAAAACUUUAAAUAUAAAAACAAAUACUACUAUAUUCAACUAAACGUAUGCUGACUAACUAUUCUUAUCCAAUUUCAGGUCCUUUCUUUCUCAUGCCCUCAAAAAAAUUCUGAUAUGCGAAAGACUUAAUCUGCUUCCUCCAUUAUCUACUUUACUUACAGCUUUUUUGGCUUUUAAACAUUUGCGUAAACUCGAUAUACAACACACUUUUUUGCGUUCAAAGAAUCAACACCAAAAUUUAAUAUGAUAUUUUGGUUCAACAUUUUCAUAUAAGAUAACCCGGGCGUAGCCCGGGAACGAACCUAGUUUAUUGUAAAGUUCCUUAAGAUAACGAGAGAUGCCAAGUUCUUAUAUUAAUGACUCAUGGUGACAUAUGCAUUUGAUGCCAAUCAAUUCUUAGUACGACAUAUGUCAGUCAAUAUAUCUAGUGAUUUACAUUAUAGGGUAGUUUUCAUCAUUUUAUUACAUAGAGGAUCACUUUCUGCUACCACGGUAGUUUUUUUAUGGUUAAAGUCUAUAAAACCCUCUGAUGAAAUAAAGCCAACUUUAUGUUUCCCAUGUUCCAUGUGUUACAAAAAAAAAGUUGUACAUGUUUUGUAUUACAUGGCUUGCUCACAUUUUUAAUUUGUAUACGUCAAUAAGUAUCCACAUGUACACUUUUUGUUCCUUAUGUACAUAUAUUUGCUAUCCACAUGUACAUUGAUAUCCAUGUGUACAUCAGUUCACAAUAUCAAUGCGUACACCAUUCUCAUGAUAUGUGAUAUUCACUAUCCACAUGUACAUCGGUAUCCAUGUGUACAUCAAUUCACAAUAUCCAUGAGUACACCAUUCUCACAAUAUCCAUCGGUAUCCAUGUGUACAUCAAAUCAGUUCACAAUAUCCAUGCUUACAUCAUACUCAUGAUAUCCACAUAUACACCUAACUGAAGAUAUACACUUGCACAAUAUCCACAACUUCUAACGUACACCACCGUCCCAAUCCACCACAAUAGCAACACAUAUAUGGAUUCCAAGAAGAAUCAGACUUGGUUUUUUGAUAUCUCACUAACCACACAAGAAGAGAGAAUAUGCAUACGAAGAAGGCAUUGAUGCCUCAGGAUUCAAACCGUUAACUUUUCAAUAGCAUUUGAACAUUUUCGUUUUGAACAUCUCUUCUAACAGCCAUGCGAUAUAUGCUGAUUGUAAGAUCUAUUUUUGCUGUUUUACAUAAGAAAAUAAAAGGCAGAAAAAUAAUCUGAGGAACUAAACUCAAUUAGAAUCAAGAAAUAAUGAGUUUCGUUCCAGACUCCAUUUGAAAUUUCUCAGCAGAUUCUACAUAUCCCCCAGUGACAAGAAAAUUCAUGACCAGAUAUUCAUGUCUUGUUUCCAAAGCUUGACAGAAUUCCACCAGUUUCGAACGAGCACCAAAACAUCGACUUGAGAAUAUUUGUAAAAAGGUUAGAAUCUUUAAUUUCAGUAAAACCCAAUACGUAAUCGACAAAUCUUAUGAACUCUGCGGCGGCAGUGUAAACUCGUUUGGAAACUUCGGGAAGAUAAACAACGUCGCUUUUUGGUGUGUUCAUGAUAAGGUCACUACAAGAAAACAAAAGAUAUACGAGGGCGGUUUUCUUCGUGAAUUCGUCGUAAAAGCAAGUUUACGAAGAAUUUUCGAGGAAACCCGUUUCGUCGUUAAACGUUUGUCGUAACGCAUAUUUCCUCGCUAAUUCGUCGUAAUAUAGCGACGAAAUGAUUUCGUCGUAAAAACGAAGAAAAGCAUUUCGUCGUAAAGAACACGUAAGGACGCCGCUAAGUUUCCUCAUAAAUACC
This is a messenger RNA of Brassica rapa (field mustard), 6550 nucleotides long. RefSeq lists its product as uncharacterized. The record is from RefSeq and is a predicted model, not a curated record. NCBI's taxonomy places the organism in Eukaryota, Viridiplantae, Streptophyta, Magnoliopsida, Brassicales, Brassicaceae.